GAGAGUUGCUAGCUGGGGAAUUCUUUACGCACACCUACCCACCCCUUGCACGAUCUGACAACAGUGUUCUUCCCCUGUCAGUACACAGCAGACGCAGUACUCCGUGCUGCUUGGCACUCCGUUUCUAAGACUAUUAAACCAUGAUGUUAUGAGGGUCUGACAAGUCAGUCUUUUGCAGGUCAAGUUGUUAAAUGAUUCCAUUGAUGUGUCCAUCCAGAGUCCAAGUAAAUCGAUGAUGGGGACCUGCAGUGGGCUGUUGACCCUGGUCGAGGGCAGGUGAGUGCAGCUUGGCAGCGAGUGGCUCAGGGCUUGUCGAGAGCGAGCGAGCGUGAGGAGAAAGUGAGUGAGCGAGCGCGCGCAGGUGAACGAUGGGGAACACCGCCACCAAGUUCCGCAAGGCGCUGAUGAGCGGCGACGAGAGCCUGGCAUGGCAGCUGUACGAGAGCAACCCACAGUUCAAGGAGUCGCUGGACCCCAACGCGUCCUACGGCGAGCCCUACCAGCACAACACGCCGCUGCACUAUGCCUCCCGGCACGCCAUGACGCGCCUCAUCAGGUCCUUUCUCUUCUGCAAGGAUGGGAACCCCAACAAGCGGAACGUGCACAAUGAGACCUCGCUCCACCUGCUGUGCAUGGGCCCUCAGAUCCUGCUGGCCGAGGGGGCCCUGCAGCCGCGGCUCCUGAGGCCGCUCCAGGACGAACAGCGCCGCGCCGAAUGCCUGCAGAUGGCGCUCAAGUGGACCGGCGCCAAGCUGGACGCUGGCGAGUAUGAGCGGGCCGACGUCAACACCGCCGACAACCGCAAGAGCACGUGCUUGCACUACUCGGCUGCCGGGGGCAUGAAGAUUUGCGUGGAGCUACUGGUGAAGAGUGGUGCGGACCUGUUUGCGGAGAACGAGGAGCGUGAGACGCCGUGCGACUGUGCCGAGCGGCAGCAGCACAAGGAGCUGGCCCACAGCCUGGAGUCCCAGAUGGUCUUCUCUCAGGACCCCGGCGCCCAGGACAUCGAGGCCGAGUACGCCGCGCUGGACCGGCGGGAGCCGUAUGAGGGGUUGAAGCUGCAGGACCUGCGUCGACUGAAGGACAUGUUGAUUGUGGAGACGGCAGACAUGCUGCAGGCGCCGCUCUUCACGGCCGAAGCCCUGCUGCGAGCCCACGACUGGGACAGGGAGAAGCUUCUGGAAGCCUGGAUGUCCAACGCCGAAGACUGCUGCCAGCGCUCGGGGGUCCAGAUGCCCACACCGCCCCCUAGUGGCUACAACGCAUGGGACACGCUGCCCUCCCCCCGCACCCCGCGCACCACCCGCUCCUCCGUCACCUCGCCCGAUGAGAUCAGCCUCUCCCCGGCCGAGGACGGCCUCGCUCUGUGUGGGAUCUGCAUGUGCAGCAUCUCUGUGUUUGAGGACCCGGUGGACAUGUCUUGUGGACACGAGUUCUGCCGAGCAUGCUGGGAAGGGUUUUUGAACCUGAAGAUCCAAGAGGGGGAGGCGCACAACAUCUUCUGCCCAGCCUAUGACUGCUUCCAGCUGGUUCCAGUGGAGGUCAUCGAGAGUGUGGUUUCCAGGGAGAUGGAUAAGCGCUACCUUCAGUUUGAUAUCAAGGCGUUUGUGGAUAACAACCCUGCCAUCCGCUGGUGCCCCGUGGCACGCUGCGAGCGGGCGGUGCGUCUCACCCGGCCCAGCCCCGCCUCCUCCGACCCCCUCAGCUUCCCCCUGCUGAGGGCCCCCGCCGUAGACUGUGGGAAGGGCCACCUCUUCUGCUGGGAGUGUCUGGGUGAUGCCCACGAGCCGUGUGACUGUGAGACAUGGAAGCUGUGGCUGCAGAAAGUCGCAGAAAUGAAGCCAGAAGAACUGGCUGGCGUAAACGAGGCUUACGAAGACGCUGCCAACUGCCUGUGGUUACUCACCAACUCCAAACCCUGUGCCAACUGCAAGUCGCCCAUCCAGAAAAACGAAGGCUGCAAUCACAUGCAGUGUGCCAAGUGUAAGUAUGACUUCUGCUGGAUCUGUCUGGAGGAGUGGAAGAAGCACAGCUCCUCCACAGGUGGCUACUACCGCUGCACACGCUAUGAGGUCAUCCAGCAGGUGGAGGAGCAGUCCAAGGAGAUGACUGUGGAGGCAGAAAAGAAGCACAAGAGCUAUCAGGAACUCGAUCGCUUCAUGCACUAUUACUCACGCUACAAGAAUCAUGAACACAGUUACCAACUGGAACAGAGACUCCUUAAAACAGCCAAAGAGAAGAUGGAACAACUGAGUCGAGUUUUCAUGGGAAGAGAGGGUUCUCCUCCAGACACUACUUUCAUUGAAGACGGCGUUCAGGAACUCCUCAAAACCAGACGCAUUCUCAAGUGCUCUUAUCCGUACGGGUUCUUUCUAGAACCCAAAAGCACAAAGAAAGAAAUAUUUGAACUUAUGCAGACGGAUCUGGAGAUGGUAACCGAGGACCUCGCACAGAAAGUAAACAGGCCUUACCUCCGCACCCCUCGCCACAAAAUCAUCAGUGCCGCCUGCCUGGUGCAGCAGAAGAGGCGCGAGUUUUUGGCCUCCGUGGCCCGGGGUGUGGCCCCCAAUGACUCACCAGAGGCCCCGCGCAGGAGUUUUGCCGGCGGGACGUGGGACUGGGAGUACCUGGGUUUUGCAUCCCCUGAGAUGCUGCGUGAUCCCUCCGUUGUGGGAGGGACCGGACACAGUGAGGGCUAUGAACACAUGGGAGGACAGCCGCAGGAAUACUCUGAGUUCCAGUACAGACGUAGACACAGGCAGCGUCGACGAGGCGACAUGCUGAGUCUCCACAGCCUGCGGAGCAACACACCCGACCCCAAUGACCCCAGCGACAGCACUUUAGAUGGCCCAGACGGAGGUGGAAGCAGAAGACGUCUCAACAUCUCAACAGCACUUGGUUCUCUAGAUGAGGACGACCCCAACAUCCUGCUGGCCAUUCAGUUGUCCCUCCAGGAGUCGGGGCUGAGUGGGGACACGGACACUCAGGACGGCUUGAGCAGCGACGCCUCGCUGGGAGCCAUCGGCUCCUCGCUGCCCUCGAGGCUGGACGCGGCGCCCCACGCGCUGGAGCUCCCGCGGGCCUCUCUGAGCAGCUCGCAGCUCCUAGAGAUAGGGGACAGCCUCAUGCGGCUGGGCAACAUCACCAGCCAGUACAUGCCCCCUGACAGCCUCCGACCCUACGGGGACCCCUCGUCUGCCUCCUCCUCCAUUGCCGCCACCACCGUUAGCAUUACAGACCCCUUCUCCCCCGGGGACCCCGACUGCUCAGACCCCUCGGAGAACGCCAACCUGUUGGGCAACAUCAUGGCCUGGUUCCAUGACAUGAACCCGCAGAAAAUUGCACUGAUGUCCGACGACACUGACGACACACUCCCAUUGGAUGAGGCUGAGCCCCAGUGGGAGGCCCCCGAGGUGCCGACGACACAGCCCCAGGACAAGGAGACGGAGGUGGGCAAAGACGAGGAGGAACUGUGGCCGCCCUGUCCGGUUCUGGAGGAGACGGAGGGGUUGGUGCUGGAAAGGCCUGACCUGCUGGAGCUGGGCUGCAUGGAGGAAGAGUGUUUGCAAAGCCCCACCAAGCUGAGCAUGGAGGUGGCCGCAACACUCACACCACCAGACACAGAGGGCUCGGCCCCACCUCCACAGGAGGAGGAAGAAGAGGAGGAGGAGGAGGAGGAGGAGAAGGAUGGGUGUCACCAUGACAACACUCAACCCACAGACCUGCCCUCUGAAUGGGAGGAGCAGGUGCACCUUGUGUGAUGACACAUAUACACAUACACAUACACACACACACAUACACACACAACACAUACACACACACAACACACAUAUAUGCACACACACACACACACACACAAAAACACACAAGCACUCACUGACACUGACACACUUGACCUAGUCUUGAGGGCUCCUCACACACCCAAAUGCUAACAGUCAACACUGCAUUUAAGAAACAGGAAGGAAAAGAACAUGGUGCCAAGGGGUUUCACUGAAGCCGCUCAAAGUGGACAAGAUGUCUACUGCCUGGAUUAAAAAAAAAAAAAAGUUAUUAUAGUGUUGAAAAGAAAUGUCAAGGAAUGUUAGGAAGAAUCAGGAAGUUCCACCUCUUUGGGCCCUGAGAUGCUGGACUGAGGUAGUUUCUUUGUUAAUCAUAAUUAUAGAGAAAAGGAAAGCCACGUCGGCCCUGAGGAGGCGUUUGCUCUUUUUGGUGGUCGUGGUGGUGUGAGUGUGAGCGAAGCGGGAUUGCUUAUUUUAAUUGAGAAUGCAUCAAUGACAUCUUUCAGGUCACUCAAGACAAGUGCUUCGGUCUCCAGACUUGAGCGAAAUAACCCUUGCUAAUACUGACUUUAAUUGAAGUGGUCUCAGGCAGCCAUUCAUAAAGCCUUAAUAAACACUUCACAAGAUGUUAUAACAGUUGCCACAAGUAUGCAGCGGUAACAUACCAUCGGCAUCAGUGUAGAAAAGCCAGACUGAUGCACUUUUUUACACUUUUUUUUCCGCCUUGAAACAGCUCAGCUUAUGAGUGGGUGUCCCGUGUCUUAGGCAUGCUUGUAGCGUGUUAUAAGAUACUCCACAGUGUUUUCAGGCGCUUUAUGAAUGGUUACAGUGGAGCACCUUGAGUUAAAGUACUGCUCAUGUUUUCAUCGUGUGCUCUCCCUGAUGUUGCAUUUUAGUAUUUCUGUCAUUUCUCUCCCUCACAAAUAUGAUUAUGCUAUAGUGUGUGUGUGGGGGUGUGUGUGGGGUGGGGGGGAUUGGUGUGUUAGUGAGGCAUGGGUUAUGUGACAGAAAUAGACAGUAGACUGAUGUGUGUGUGUGUGUGUGUGUGUGUGUGUUGUGAGUGUGCAUGUCAGAGAAAGAGGUGGUGUGUGCGUGUGUGUGCACAUACGCACACGCACACUGCUUGAGAGGGUUUAAGUGUGUUGUACCCAUCCACCUUGCUAGGAUGUCACUCCUUCAACAUUUCUGCUAACCCACACAACUUCCUCUGUCACACAGCCUUGAUAAAUGUGUCAUAAGCAUAUCCAAGCAUUUAAAAAUCAGACACCUUAAUCCUGUCGAUGCGCGUGGGAUGUAACCUGGCUUGCUAAAGUAACCUCUUCUUAAACUGUGGUGCCAGGCUUAUGACUCGCAUAGAGAGGCCUGGUGACGGAGCUUGUUAAGUAAAAGUGUUAAGAAUCUCUUUUUUAUUAUGAUUAUUAUUUUUCGCCGAGGCCAGAUUGAAGAAACACUACAAACAGUGCUGCAGGAACAGCAGUUUAUGACACAAAUUGUGCCUAGUUCUUUUUUUUUUUGCUGAGAGCCAAUCAAACUCUACCCACACCCAGACAUCCCAUUAUCCUGUUUUCAUUUUUAUAAUAUUAUAUUUUAUUCUAUUCGAUGCAAACCGAGAUUUUUUUGCGCAUAAACCUUACGACGGUUCCCAUCCGAAACCGAGGAGGGUAAAUGCAUACUGACAUGUUAGUGAAUUAUAUCUCCCCUUUGCCACUUUGUCUCUGAUGUACUGUAUUCACCCAUAGAGAAUGGAAACAUGAGGAUGUCUCUGGAGUGUGUACGCGGUGGGUUGGGGAACAAUUUUUGCUGCUCUUCAGACAUGCUUAUAAGGCUGUACCCAUAAGUGUGCCUUUAUUUCUACUGUCCUCAAAGUAGGCUCCUUACCAUCCCCUCCAAUAACCUGUCCCAGUAGCGUGGUAAUGAAAUGGACUUGGCCACUUCAUGGUAACGGCAGAUGCUCAAUUGAGUAUUAAAAAUGAUAUUCCUACUCCCCUCCAUUUUGUCGUCUCACUGUAGCAUAGUAGCAUUUUUUAUUAAUUUUUUUUUUAUUACGUUCACACCUUUUAUAGCUUUUUGGUUAGAAUGAGCCAACUAAUGGCCCAGCAGACGCUCAUCCAUAUAUAGCAUCUCUGUUUUGGUCUGGUUGAUUUUUACUGCAGAAGCCUGCAUACAGUUAUCUGAUCGAGCGAGGACAUUAAAGAAUAAGUGCUUUUUGAAGAAGUAGUUUAAUUUAACUUAAUUUAAUGCAUAAUGUAAAAUGAAUAGGUAACAGACAUUAUAAUUUGCAUUAUUUAUUUACGACAUCUGAGUUCCCUUCUAAUUUUGAUUAAAAUAAAUAAAUAAUAAUAAAUAAAAAAAACGUUUUUUUAAAUAUAUAAUGGUUAUCUACAUAUAAAGAUUCACAUAUUGUGAAUGGACCUUUUAAAUUACAAAAAACUGAGGUUGUGCAUUCACCGUUUGCUGUUCUGGGAUUGGUCUCCAAAUCAGUUUGUCGGAGUGUGUCCUUAAAUGCCUAGAACUGCAGUAGGACAGUUUUGCACCAUGUUAGGUAGGAGUGCUUAUCUAUCUUAUAGCUGGUAAUCAUUGAGAGUUAUUUUAUUUUAUUUUCUCUUCUCACUCUCUGUAUCACUGGUUGGGUUUCAGCAGCUGUAUUCAUCCUUUAACCAAAUGUUAUGCCCAGGGGAAGAGAAGGAUGGCAGUACCUGUUUGCUACUGAAUUUAAAUCAAGAGGCAAUGGCGGUGGCAUAUUUUACAAAUCCAUUAACAUUUUUUCAUCUUUAGGCAAAUCAUUAACCUUGAAUUUGUCAUUUGCACUUUCAUAGACUAUACUUGAUACAUUCCCAAUUUAUAUUAAAGUAAGCAAUUUUUGAUGUGUGGCCAAUAUGUGAAAGUACCAGUAAAGGUUUACUCUAAUGAAAAACCAA
Clupea harengus (Atlantic herring) is the source of this 6697-nucleotide messenger RNA. It is a transcript of the gene ankib1a, whose product is annotated as ankyrin repeat and IBR domain containing 1a. Gene Ontology annotation, molecular function: zinc ion binding; ubiquitin-protein transferase activity; protein binding. Lineage: Eukaryota; Metazoa; Chordata; Actinopteri; Clupeiformes; Clupeidae. Gene Ontology annotation, biological process: protein ubiquitination. The record is from RefSeq and is a predicted model, not a curated record.